This is a messenger RNA of Limulus polyphemus (Atlantic horseshoe crab), 594 nucleotides long. RefSeq names its product C-type mannose receptor 2-like. Gene Ontology annotation, molecular function: signaling receptor activity. NCBI's taxonomy places the organism in Eukaryota, Metazoa, Arthropoda, Merostomata, Xiphosura, Limulidae. The record is from RefSeq and is a predicted model, not a curated record. The annotation marks the transcript as partial. The transcript is spliced from 4 exons.
GCCAGAAAGAAAGAUCCAUUAUGGUCGUCUACCUAUUGGAUCGGCCUUCAUGCUCUUGGGAUGGAUGGUCAGUUUGAAUGGUCAGAUGGAACUUUGACAGAGUACACGAACUGGCAGUCAAACAACCCUGAAGCGGAAACAUACGACAAAUGUGUUCAUGUCUCCGUCUUUUCUGGUAAAUGGAAAGGCGGAAAUUGUGGUUUACAAGUUAGCGGAUUUUUUUGUAAAAGUCCAAAUGCUGUUCGCCCAACAUCGAGACCAACACCCCUUCCCACACCGAUUCCUGGAAACUGCCCUGAAGAUUGGUCUGGUUAUGGAGACAAGUGUUUUUUGUUUCAAGGAGAUUCAGAAGACACAAAACUAUCCUGGCGAGAAGCACUCAAAAGUUGCAGGAGUAUAGGAGAGAGCCACGAUCUAGCAUCUAUUCACAGUACAGGAGAACAGAUGUUCUUGACUGCCCUGAUGGGACGAUACAGGAGCGCCGCCUGGAUUGGGCUAAGCAAAUUGGACGGUUCUUUUAACAACUUUGGCUGGUCAGACAACAGCAAGUUUGAUUUUCAAGCAUGGGGCCCCGGAGAGCCAAACGGUUACAGU